Molecule: messenger RNA, 1143 nt
Organism: Verticillium alfalfae VaMs.102
Lineage: Eukaryota; Fungi; Ascomycota; Sordariomycetes; Glomerellales; Plectosphaerellaceae
Product: LDB19
Exons: 1
Coding region: 1-1143 (380 amino acids)
Source: RefSeq, a predicted model, not a curated record
AUGUUUCACGAUGAUGCCUCUCGCUCCGCUGGCGCUCUCUUCACGGGCAUGAUGCACUUGAAUGUCGAGGAGACCGUCCAGGUUGACAGCUUCCAGGCGUCCCUGCAACUGCAUAUUCACCAGAAGAGGCCCUUUGCAAAGCAUUGCAUCGAGUGCUCUGAUCAGUACACGGAACUGAAGCACUGGGAUUUUCUUCCUAAAGCUGUAAUGCUGACCCCCGGCCGACACGCGUACCCAUUUUCCAUCCAUUUACGGGGUCACAACCCUGAAAGCAUCGACACGCCAGUCGUUUCUAUAUCAUACGAGUUCAAGGCUCAGAUCCACUGCGCCGGCUUCCACCCCCUAAGCUUUGAGAGGGACAUCCCAGUCAAGCGAUCCCUCCUCGGCUCAGAUCCACUGCACCAGUCCAUGCGCGUGUUUCCGCCAACAAACGUUAAGGCUACUGUGUUCCUGAACCGCGUCAUUCACCCAAGUGGCACCCAUAAAGUGCAACUGCGUCUCGACGGUAUCACUAGCCUCGAGGGCAAAAGCGUGGAGAUAUGGAAGCUCAAAAGACUUGCGUGGAAGCUUGAAGAGACGGUCUGCACUGCCGCUCCGGCCUGUCCUGGUCACGCCGCGGAAGGUGCUAGUACGGACCAGUUGACCGUCAGACGAAACGAGGCACGGAUCUUGGGCGAGAAGGAAAUGCACGGGGGUUGGAAGAGCGAUUACAACACCAGCGAUGCUCGCGUCGAGUUUGAGUUUGAGUAUGGGCUUACAACGAGACACACCCGCAAAGGAGAUGCAAUGUACGCUUGUGAUAUCCGAGCGGCUACCAAUGGCACUGGCACCGAAAUCUCGCACUCGCUCUCUAUCGAGAUGUUGUUAUCAAAGGAGCUUGCGUCGUCGGAUAUUCCCAAUCUCGUGUCAGCGACGAGCGACGCUCGGGUCCUCAGGAUGCGGCACGCCGUGAUUCUCACCGAGGCACCUGGUCUCGGUGUGGCUUGGGAUGCGGAGCUGCCGCCCGUCUACGACGAUGUGCCGCCAAGCCCGCCCUCAUAUCCCAAGGACGCUCCUGUUGAGUACGAGAAUCUGGAAGUCGUGGAUGAGCAGGAGAGGCGCCCUAGUGUGGUCAAUAGUGAAACGUCCCUUCCUUCAGCGUAG